Messenger RNA from Topomyia yanbarensis, 3579 nucleotides. Its product is annotated as homeobox protein SIX3. Gene Ontology annotation, biological process: regulation of transcription by RNA polymerase II. Gene Ontology annotation, cellular component: transcription regulator complex; nucleus. Lineage: Eukaryota; Metazoa; Arthropoda; Insecta; Diptera; Culicidae. The record is from RefSeq and is a predicted model, not a curated record. Gene Ontology annotation, molecular function: RNA polymerase II cis-regulatory region sequence-specific DNA binding; DNA-binding transcription factor activity, RNA polymerase II-specific. Bases 693 to 2093 code for a protein of 466 amino acids. The transcript is spliced from 5 exons.
CCAUACGCGAUAGAUGAUACACGCUGCUGCUGAGACGUGUCAAAAUAAAUACGCGCUAUUAGAGGUUUCCGCGCGAGAAAUACGAAGAUUUUUUUUUUUUCGGUUGCUUGUUGGCGCAACUGUUGCGGAAGAAAUUGAAGCUUCUUGUCAGUGCGGGUUGCGAUCGUGGGCUUUCUCGCGAGAUGGACAUUCUUGCCGUCGCACAUGGAGCAAGGUUUUUCACGUUUGCCGUCGUGGCUCACAGUUCCGCGGUGAGCUGGAAGAUAUCGCGCGCGUUUUUUCUUCUUCUUGGGAACUAGUCGCAGUGAGUGGUUAUUGUGAUCCAAAUAAACUGCAGUGAUGGUGAAUUUUCAAUGAUUGUGAAAUUUUCCUUCUACCAAAGUAGUGCUCUACUAGUUUUUAUUCAGUAUGUGGAAAAUGCACCGAGGUGAACCGAGUAUUGCGAUCGCUUGUUUGGAUUAACAUACUCUGCAAAGUGGUAAUUUCUUCCUUUACCAGUGAAGAUAAGAGUGAGUCUGAAGACGGUGCAACAGAGAUAGAUCGAAUAUAGCAUGUGUUGUUAGUAGUUUUUCGUGUGUGCUUCAAGAUUGCUAUUCUAAGGUUUGCUCUCGCACAAGUUGCAGUGAAGGCGCCACCAUUGGUCCAAAAUUGCACCAAACACAAACAAUCUGGCGGUGGUUAGACAACCAUCAAUGGCCGUUGGGCCACCGACGGGAGGAUCAGGAAAUCCUCCGCAAGCACCAGUUCAGCCACAUCCGAUUCUAGCACCGAGCCCACUGUUUGCCUUACCGACACUGAACUUUACUGCGUCGCAGGUUGCGACCGUUUGCGAGACACUGGAGGAAUCCGGCGACAUCGAGCGGCUGGCGCGGUUCCUAUGGAGCCUCCCGGUAGCCCAUCCGAACGUUUCGGAACUGGACCGUUCCGAGGCGGUGCUGCGAGCGAGGGCAAUCGUUGCCUACCACACGGGACACUUUAGGGAAUUGUACACGAUAUUGGAACGGCACAAGUUCACCAAGUCGUCACAUGGAAAACUGCAGGCGAUGUGGCUGGAGGCACACUAUCACGAGGCUGAAAAACUGCGUGGUCGACCGUUAGGUCCCGUCGAUAAAUAUCGCGUCCGGAAGAAAUUUCCGCUACCACGGACAAUCUGGGACGGCGAGCAGAAGACCCACUGCUUCAAAGAGCGAACGCGGAGCCUGCUUAGAGAGUGGUACCUGCAGGACCCAUAUCCGAAUCCGACCAAGAAGCGGGAGCUGGCGCAGGCCACCGGUCUCACACCGACACAGGUGGGAAAUUGGUUUAAAAAUAGACGCCAACGUGAUCGGGCAGCAGCGGCCAAAAAUAGACACAACCAACCCCCUCUGUCUGGUUCGGGAGCCACCUCAUUGACGCCUCGGCGCGGCGAAGCACCUCUGUCACCAACGGACACCGAUUCUGAUUCGGACAUCUCGCUGGGCACUCAUUCGCCUAUUCCGAGUAUGUCCCUGCAGCACAGUCCCAACUCACUACCUGGUUCCAGCGAGGAUCGGCUUAACGAUGAACAGGAGCGGGAGAAAGACUUCCGCAGUUUUGCGUCGCUCCACUCGUUCCGUUUCGGAGAUCAUCUGACGGGGGGAUUUUUACCUGGCUCGUUCAACAACAGAUUCAUGCCUUAUCGUCUCGGUGACAACUCGCCUCCGAUCAAUACUCAUUCACCCCCCAUAGGCCUGACGCAUCUUCCAAUCACCCCGACCGUACUCCGGCCGCAGCCUCAUUUACCAUCGUCACUUUCCGUCACAGCCCCGACGGCUACGACCACCUCGAUGAGUGAAUCUCCCAAUAGCAACAGCAGCGCAACCACCAGCUCCAUCAACAACAGCGGGCUGGGGGUCAGCUGUAACACACCUCUGAUGGCACCAAUGUCACCGCUCAGAAUACGGGUCAGCUCACCGAGCCGGCUCAACUCGGAUCUGCUACAGCACAGUUCGCACCAUCAGAGCCUCAUGAACGGGUUGAAUGCGAGCGGAAUUGUUCGGAUUGUUCCUAACACAACGACCAGUCUCCUUCACCGGCCAUUUUCGCCCUCUCCGAAACCGAAAGAGACGUCGUGAUAAACUUUACCGUCGCACCAUUCGCCAUCCGAUAGCCGUUCCGAAUGUGUAUUUCUUAGUAGUUGAUUAAUGUAGUAAAAAGAGAGAGUGCUAAAGCAAAAGUUGAAACUAAAGCAAAUAAAUUUCCUAAAAGUUGUUACUAAAGCCAUAAAGAUAAAGCAAAUUGUAUGCUUUUAAGUAAGACAUAUUUCUAUACGAAAGCACUGCUUUGGUAAAUUAGAUUUACUUUGAAACUUUUGGCAAAAUCACGUCAUAUUUAUUUCACUUUUUCGAUCGAUGCUACAUUAUGUAGCGAAAAGAAGGAGAAAUAACGCUCGCUUAUGUGACCCAGAAUACUCACUAGUAUAGAUUUCCUUGUGUGUUGGGCGGACCGAACUAUGAGACUACCAACACUAGGAAAUGUGCCCGAGGGCAAACAAUUCUGUCCGACCGAGCUAUUGCACAUGCGUACUAACGCUUCAAGCGAAGGGCCACUGGCAGCACUGUGUGCAACAUUUUCCCCUUGCAAUGCAACGCCGACUCGACACAGGAGAAAGCUGGUGAGCAUUCCAUCACUUGAGUUUUCCACACUUGCACGAGCGCAAUUUGUUCAUAGUCAUUAAAGUUAAAAAACAGGAAGACUACUCAAGUCGCAAAAAAUCAAUAACAUGAACGUGAAUAAAAGCUAGUUUAAGUGUAGAGAAAAUUAUUUAAAUUAAAUUUAAAACAUCCUAUUGUACAUAAUCUGAAGAUAAAAAAAUCGAAGCAAAUAAAGUAAACUUAAUUAUCACAUCACUGCGCUAAACUACAAACCGAAUAUGCAACACAUGGUGUACAAAAAUAUGCGAACUGCACGAAAAGAAGAACAGUGAAACAAUGGAAAAGGAUAUUCGCAAAACUCGUAGAAGUGCAUAUCUAUACGAAUAUGAAGGUAGCAAAAGAAAAUAAUUGAUCUAAAGUAGUGCUAAUUACUCAUCGACUUUGUUCGCGCCACUAUCACCCGAAGAGACGCAUUAGGCAUUUUACUUUUCCACAUUUAGUCCAUCGUUUGAGUUCAUUCUUCUUGCAAAGAAAUAAAGGACGGCCCACAUUUUACAGUGCGCCGCAGACAGCUUGAGCACAAAAACAUUAGAGUUGAAGCAAGACGAGAAACUACUAAAUUUAUUUAUCUGAACGAAACAGCUGAGCGAAUCCAACAAAAAACACAUCAACAAAAUGUGCAACUGGUGAUGCAAAAUCGUUUUGGACCUCAGGCAUAAACAAAUAAAAAAGAAGAAUAAAGACAAGCCGCGUCUAGCGGAUAGGCGAACUAAUAAGCACAUUACUACAACACAAAAUACCUUUAAAAUGCUGUGUAGAUGAAAAUAACACUUCGCGACGCUAAAUCGAGCAAAUGCUGCAUCAGUGAAAAUAAGUAGUACACAAAUAUGAAAUAAAAAAAUGAAAGGAAAUCGAACAAAUUUAUCCACAUAUAUUGUAAAUAAAUUGCUGCAAUCAAAUUAUAUUA